Molecule: messenger RNA, 1169 nt
Organism: Brassica rapa (field mustard)
Lineage: Eukaryota; Viridiplantae; Streptophyta; Magnoliopsida; Brassicales; Brassicaceae
Source: RefSeq, a predicted model, not a curated record
UAUGUAACUAUUCUCAUAAAUUAUUCAAAGGCCAAUAAUAAUUAAGUAAAGGUAGAGAGUGCGGCUAAUCCACAGCGAGCCUAACUCGGAAAAUAAGUGGCUUUAAUCAGUAUCUCAAUUAGUUAAAUACGGAGUACUUAAUUGCAGCAUAAUUGGUUUGCAAAGGAAGCUUAGUGAACAAGACCACGUGCGGGAAAUAACAAGAUUGAUAAGAUAAGAAAAGUAUUAUAUACUAUUAAUUUACUACAUACUAUUAGCUUGCAGGACAAGUCUUAUCAAUUGAUAAAAGGGGGCAGAAUCUAGGACUUCGCGUUCUCGUUAAGACAAGAGUGAAAACUAGACAGAGAAAGUAAAGAUCGAUGAGCUCGGUUGAAAAAGCGGCGGCGGUAGAGAAUGGAGAGUGGCGGCAACGACGGUUGGGCCCGAAACAAGGAAGUGUGUUCCCAAAGGAGAGAAAAUUGGUGAAGACAAUGAUCUUGGAGGCUCUGUUUUCAUCUCGCCCUUCUUUGAAGUCCAAGCAGAUAACAAAGCCGCCGUGUAGCAAGCGCGUCCAGCCCACGCUCCGGUAGCCUCCAAAUGAUAUUCUACUUUUUGUUGGAGUAAAGAAGAAAUCAAUUUGGAUCGGAAACUAGAACAAGUUAAAUUAGUCUUCUCCUCGUAAUUUCCUCUCCUCUCUCUGUCUCUCAUGUAAGAUCAUUUGCGUUCUUUGCUUUAUGUAAGAAAAAUAUAGAUGCAUGUGCUAUUAAUUUUGCUUGUUUCUUUGGGUUUACAUAUUUGAUUCCUCGUGUAUUCGUGUUAAUUUAAGAUUUAUAAUUUUACAACGUCUGAGAUUUAAGAAGCAUAUCUUUAUAUUCCUUUUUUUUUUGCUUAAAUUUUUGUUUCUUGAACAGAAAAUAUUUGUAAUUGUUUUAUUUUGGACAAGCAAUAUAUUUGUAAUUAUUUCUAUUGCAAUCAUUAAAAGAGAUUGAGAAACCUCAAAUGCUAAAAACAACCCUUUCAUUUUCAUUUAAUUGCCGUUUAAAACUUGGUCACACAAAUUAAUAAAAUAUUUAAUUUUUACAUAUUUUCGAAAUAAAAACAUCAUUACCAAUACAAUUAACCACAUUUCAACUAUUAGAAAACUAGAUUAGAAUAAAAAGUUAAAAAAAUUGCAUUCAAAUUAAAAAAAA